GUUCAAUCGAAAGUAGAGUUGUCUGGAAGUAGGAGUAAACUUUGAAGUCUGCUAGGCCAGAAAAUGGCUUUAAUGGGAAACAAUAAUGAGUUUGACAAUUGCUUUACUGAAUCACCCACUUGCAUGUAUUAAUGCAUGAAUAUUUUAACGAGAAACAAGAAAUCUCCACUUCAUGUUGUUGCAACAGUGAUAAGUUGUCAAAUAUUUUUACUAAGCAUAGUCAAAGGCCAACUAGUAGACAAUCUACCGACCAAGAAAUUAAUCAUCACAGCACACCAAAUCAUAAUAAAAGCAUGGCUGUGAAAGGAGGAAUUAGUCUGAUUAAUUUCUUUGUCUUCAAUUCAGAAUAUGGACCAAGAGAGGGUGACGAAGAGAAAAAGAUCAUGUACUACUAUCCAAAGAAUGACCACAUAGAUACUAAGAUAAAACAAAUAGGGCUGUGUGAAGCUAUCUGCAAGUUUACUGAAACAUUUUCUGAUAAACCAUGUCAAAGUUUACAUACACAAAAGACAAGACAGACAUAUUUAGAACCAGAGAAAGAUUUCUGGAUAAUCAUGACAGUUAGUGUACCCUUUACAGAAAAGACCAAGGAUGGACAGCCUAUAGUAGAAUACAGAGAAGAAGAUGUACAAGAUUGUGUAUAUGAAGCUUUACUUAAACAAGCUUACAGAAUGUUCCAUCUUUUUAAUGGAACAUUUACACACAUUUUAUCAAAAAACAGCAAUGAUGUACAAUGCCUUAAACAGAGAUUAGAACAUUUCUACAGUAGGUAUCUACAAACAUUAAAACCUCAGUUCUGUGAUAUACUAGAUAUAUUUUGUGGAAUCCACUUUAUGCCAUUAGACAAGAACACAUUCCUCAGAGUCCAGUGUUUCAUCAACUUGUUAGAAGCCAAGUUCUCAGCUGUUAAAUAUACAGCUUUUCUAUAUAACGAUCAGUUAGUCUGGAGUGGGUUAGAGCAAGAAGAUAUGAGGAUCAUGUAUAAAUAUCUUACUACAAGUCUGUUUCCAACUCAUUUAGAACAAGAACUCUUAGGUAGUACAACAACUUCUCCAGCCAGAGUUCAAGGAAGUGUCCAUUAUGGCAAGUUUAUAACAGGUCCUCCAGAUAUAAAGGAUGAUCAAAAUAUUGGUAAAAUACCUCGAGUAUACUUAAAUACCUCAGAGGAGAAUGAAGAAUGUUACUUAUUAGUGUACAGAGCACAUAAUGCCAGUGUUUGUAUGUUAAUAAAUGUUUCAACAGCAUUGAAUUUUGACCUCUGUCAGAAGUUAGAUGUUUUCUUGGGACCACAGUUAACAAACUUGGCAUCAGACAUUGGUGAACAAUACUCUAAGCGACUAUCUGUCAGUAGUGACCCACCUUACAGAUAUAUAUAUUUCAACCAUAUGAACCUAGCUCAGAAAACAACAGUUCAUACAGACAAUAAAAAAGUUCCAGGUGUCAAUAUACCUCAAGAUACACUACGUCUCAUUAGUGACAUCAGUUCUGAUAUGUCCAGAAAUGGAGAAGAUGGUGAGACUAUAGUAAAGACUGCUUCAGAUAACUGGGUUGUUGGUAAACGGUCAGACCAAAGAGAAUUCUAUGUUGUUAUUAACCAGAAAAAUGCUAACUUAAUAGAAAUUAAUGAGGAAGUAAAGAGACUAUGUGCCAGUCAUUUUAACAGUAUUUUCUUCCUGGACUAACUAAUGUGAAUGGUAAUGAAUUAUGACAACUAAUUUAUUCAAAUUGUAUGUGAUGUGAAUUAUGAAUGUGCAAUAAAUUACAAA
Mytilus trossulus (common blue mussel) is the source of this 1766-nucleotide messenger RNA. Its product is annotated as vacuolar fusion protein CCZ1 homolog. Gene Ontology annotation, biological process: vesicle-mediated transport. The transcript has 12 exons. The record is from RefSeq and is a predicted model, not a curated record. Gene Ontology annotation, cellular component: intracellular membrane-bounded organelle; Mon1-Ccz1 complex. Lineage: Eukaryota; Metazoa; Mollusca; Bivalvia; Mytilida; Mytilidae. Bases 132 to 1682 code for a protein of 516 amino acids.